GCGUAACGUGGGAAGUCUCCUUAAAGAAGGUAAACGCAAUGGAGUUGCCGACGAAUUAUCAGAUUUUUUUACAAUUGUUUGGACUUUUGUCUAUCUCAUCAAUUGUAACAGGAUUCCAGUAUGACCUUGUUACCUGUGGGUCCUCUCUAAAGUUGUUGAACACCUACCACAAUGUAAGACUUCACUCCCAUGAUGUCAAGUAUGGAUCAGGAAGUGGACAACAGUCUGUAACGGCUGUAGAGUCUUCUGAUGACCAUAAUAGCUACUGGCAAGUGAGAGCUAAAACUGGGACACAUUGUGUACGAGGUCAGCCUAUAAAAUGUGGUCAGACUAUACGACUGAUGCACCUGCAGACCCGCAGGAAUCUCCACAGCCACCACUUCCAGUCUCCUCUCUCUCAUAACCUGGAGGUCAGCGCCUUUGGGGAGGACGGGGAGGGCGAUGAAGGUGACAAUUGGGCUGUUAUUUGCUCUGGGAAACACUGGAGUAGGAACGAGAAAGUACGACUGAAGCAUGUUGUCACUGAAUAUUAUCUCCACGUGGCUGGUGAAACGUUUGGUCGCCCGAUCGCAGGUCAGCGUGAAGUGUCUGCCUAUUCAUCACCCAGUGAUCUUAACUACUGGCAGGCAAUGGAGGGGAUCUAUGUGAAACCCUCGGAGGACCCUGUUGGCACGUAUAGGGCCGAUAGCCCGCAUGUCGCACAGGCUCACACUGAACUGUGAUCUAGUAGCUAACUUAAAUGUAACGCAUUCUUAUUGGGCCAUUUCACAGUUUCCUGAGCCGUGAUCUGGUAGAGAACUUAGUUGUAAGGCAUACAGUUUGGGUGGUUUCACAGUUUUGACAUUGUCUUUUUACAACAAUGAGUCGUAGAACAGAAAUGGGAAGAAUCUUACUUAGUCAUAGUUGUAUCUUUUUAUGUUGUUUUGGCUGCAAAAAUAAAUAUUCUAGUAUUUAUGAUGUCUUUUGUAAACAUGAUUACUCUGGUAUGUCAACCAUUAAGCAAGUUUUUAGUGACAUUUACAUAGGUACUAAUACCUUUACAAGGUAUACACAUUUUUAUUGGCAAAAAGUUAGGUUUGUAAAAUAAUUUUCUCCAAGUCAAAACUGUGAAAGUGCCCAACAUGUUUAUGCAUACUGUAUACUGAAAUUCUUGAAAUCUUAUGUAAUAAGUUUUGAUUAUGCUGUCUUGAUAAAUAGUGUUUCUUUUAUUUCUUGUAUAAAGCAUGCUUGCUACUAUUUGCACAAAACACUUUUGUUAAUUUUUGGCAAUGCUUUCUUUAGUAGUGCUGUUUUUUUUUUUUUAAAUAUUUAUGUGAAAUCUGUAUUUAAAUUUUUCAUUUUAAGGGUUACUGAUUUUUCUGAAUUUGUGUGGUAGAGGAAUGAUUUAAGAACUAUUUCCUAUUGUUUUUGUUUAUCUGUAUCUGCUGUUAUUUAAUGUUCACCAUACUGUUAGUUUUAUUGAUAGCGAAUGUUCACAUCAACUGAGACUGUUUCAAGACAACAAAUCAUAAAUGUGGCUGUACAAAUAACUGGAAAUUCAUAAAUGCUGUUAUUGAAAACAUUGUCGUUGUUUUCUUUUAAGGGAAAUUGAGUUUCUUAAAAGUAGUUUUUUUGUGUUGGUCAGAGUUUCUUUCUCAUCGGAUGCUAAUAUGUUUAAUACUUUUUGUACAUGUAUUUAAUAUUCUGUAUAGAACAAACAUAUUAAUAAGACUUUAUUUCUAAAUGUCAUUCUGUAUUCUCUGUUCAUAUAAUGUGUGUAUAUACACAUUUCCUGUAUGUGUCCUUCAAGUUACAUGACUGCAAAAUUUACAAGUGUCAUUGAAAAAGUGUAUAUUCAAAGAUGAAGAGUGUUUGGGAAUGUUCGUUGUUAAAUUUCGAGGUGAAGUAUGGGUGCACAUGUGACAUCAAGGGUGAUUUAGAGCUGAUAAAAUGUUCAGGUUUGUGUCUAUAAAAUUGUCUAAUGAAAUAUUGAAGUUAUUGGUAAGUCAUCUGUACAUUGAUUUAAAUUGCUUUAUGAAGAAUAAUUAAGUUAAGUCAACAAACAAUUUAACAGGACAGUAUUUUCAGUUAUUUGACAGCUUAUUGUACAAUUGGUGAUAUAUUGGUAUGAGUAUGCCAGUGGUGAACAGUAUACAAUGCUGUUAAAUAAUAUGUUUAUUCUGUGAGUUAUUUUCAUCUUUUACAUGAUAACAUCAAAACAAGUAUACAUUAACAUCAUUUGAUGACGUUUUGUGACAUUUGCUUUAAAACGUAAUGUUUAUUGAUAUAAGAAAAACACCUUAGACUGUCCAGAAAGUUAUUCACAACAUAUUUUUGUUUGUGAUUUUUGUUAUUAAACAAUAUUUUCACAGAUCUACAUAAUGUUUUGUUUCAACAGCAUGUCCAUUCUAUAGAUUUUUUAUGAUGCAUAAGUAUGGAAUAAACUCGGAUAUAUUUUUUAAAACUCUUUUUAUUGGCCAAUAUAUUGGAUGCACCUGUUUCAAAGUGGUUAAAUAUUGCAUAGUCAGGUGGUACGAAUUGCAACAGUGGAUUGGCUGAUAUGAAAGUCAGGUGGUACGAAUGGCAACAGUGGAUUGGCUGAUAUGAAAGUCAGAUGGUACGAAUGGCAACAGUGGAUUGGCUGAUAUGAAAGUCAGGUGGUACAAAUGGCAACAGUGGAUUGGCUGAUAUGAAUAUGCAUGAUAUGUUCAGAAUGUGUCCAUGUCUCAAGCCUAUUAUUCUAUUGGAUGCGAGUUGAGUGAUUUUAGGUGUUUACGUGUCUUUCACUAAUGCACUGUUUCAACUGUUGAAGCUUCUCAUUUACGUAUAUUGCUUUUAAGAUUUCAAAUGAUUGCCACAUUGUAUACAUGUGAUGGUACAUAUUACUCUGUCAAUAAUGUUUGUUUUACGAAACUGUUUACACACCUGUUUGUAAUUUCUAUUGAAUAUUGUUGGAACGUGCAUGUGCAUUUGUGUGUAAUAAAUACUGGUACCUUAAAUACAUAUCGUCUUUGAAAUCCAUAUUUCAGCCAAUUUGCCAUAAUUUCAUGUACAGUCUAUAAAUCUCUCUCUACAUAUCUGUCAAUAUCAAACACAGUAUUAGGCUUAAUAGGUAAAAAUUAUUAUAAUAGUAAAAAAUUACGUACCGGUAAUUUGUAAAUAUUCUGUUGUUGUAUUAGUUGUCACAUGUUAGAGAACUGUUUUAGUCUAGGAGCGUUACUGUUAAUAAAUUGUUUGAUUUACUUUUCUCACACAUCAUUCAUUGAAUAUGUAUAUUUACUCUGGAACAAAACUGGUUGGCCAUUAUUAAUAUAACCACAUAUUUUAUUAAUAGAAGCAUUAAUGAAACUGAAUGUGAACCACUUGAGAUUUGUUUAUUCGUACAAGUUUAAAUUGUGUAGUGUUGACUCUAUGUCUUUAUAAAUAACGUGUUGUUCUAUGGGGCCUCUCAUCAAUUUGGCAUAAUUUGUUUUAUUGUUUUCAUGUUAAAAAAUAUAUGUAUUAAAAAUAAGUGUUAUGAAUCGUUUUAAAAACUUUGUUUCUGUCUGAACACAUUAAAAAAGAUAGCAUUGUGCAUGCUCAUGAAAAGAUACCGAUAAUUAAUAUUUCACCUAUCGCGAUAAAUAAAACAAAAACCUAACUGUU
Messenger RNA from Dreissena polymorpha, 3624 nucleotides. Its product is annotated as stromal cell-derived factor 2-like. The coding region runs from base 39 to 722 and encodes 227 amino acids. The record is from RefSeq and is a predicted model, not a curated record. The transcript is spliced from 6 exons. Lineage: Eukaryota; Metazoa; Mollusca; Bivalvia; Myida; Dreissenidae.